Molecule: messenger RNA, 1183 nt
Organism: Chroicocephalus ridibundus (black-headed gull)
Lineage: Eukaryota; Metazoa; Chordata; Aves; Charadriiformes; Laridae
Product: glycine N-acyltransferase-like protein 3
Exons: 5
Coding region: 53-886 (277 amino acids)
Cellular component (GO): mitochondrion
Molecular function (GO): glycine N-acyltransferase activity
Source: RefSeq, a predicted model, not a curated record
CCAGUGCCCCACGGAUCCUCGGUGUCACCGCCUGCCCCACGGCCAGGGGACCAUGCUCAUCCUGACGUGCCCGGGCCAGCUGCGGCGGCUGGAGGAGGCCCUGCGGAGGAGCCUGCCUGCCACCCUGCCGGUCCUGGGGACCGUGAUGACGGUGGCCCGGGGCAACCCGGCCGCCCACGAGGUGCUGGUGGACUCUUGGCCCCAUUUCGGCGUCGUCCUCACCCGCCUGCGCCCAGAGGAGCACAAGGACCCCCAGGACUUCUACAGCAACCAGUUGACGGUGUACUACCGGGACGAGGGGGCCUGGCGGGAGCUACUGGGGGGCACCCAGGCGGUGGACUGGACCCGGGCAUUCCAGAUGCAGGGGAUGCAGGAGGGGAUGUACGAGGCCGUGCGCCAGGCGGCCGAUGCCAAGGGGCUGCGGCUGGAGACGCACCGGUACCAGGCGCUGAUGAGCCCCCAGCCCCCCCGGCCACGCGCGCAGGUACCCCCGGGCCUGCGCCUGGCCCCCGUGUCCCCGUCCCACGUCCCGCUGCUCAACGCCACCUGGGGCUUCGGGGGCAACGCCCGCAGCGCCCGGUUCCUGCUGGGGCUGGUGGGGUCCCUGCCCAGCGCCUGCCUGCUGGGCCCCCGCGCCCGCCCCGUCUGCUGGACCCUGCUGGACCCCCUGGGCUGCCUCAGCCACGGCUACACGUUGCCCGCUUGGCGCGGCCGAGGGCUGUGCGGGGUGACGCUGGGUGCCCUGGGCCGGCAGCUGCACGCCCGCGGCUUCCCCAUUUAUUUGGGGGUCCUGCCCCAAAACACCCCCUCGCAGCGGGCCGUCCGCGCCGUGGGGUUUCUGCCCCAGCCUGGCACCUUCUACACCCUGGUGGUCACCCCCCAGUAGUGGGAUGGGGGGGCACCAGGGUUGGGGUAACCCCCCCACCCCCCCCACCCCCACGGGAAUGGCUGGGUGGGGGGGUGUCUAAGAUGGGGUUACACAGGCCUGGGGGGGGGUCCUGGCUCCCCACCCUGCCAGGUGGGACCACCCAGACCCCCCCACCCCGAGCUCAGAGGCUGGAUCAGCCAUCCGUUCACUCUGGUCCCUACUGAUGGCAACGUGGGCUAUUGAGCCCGCUUGACACACACACACCCCCCCCAAAGUGUGGCGUGGAGGUGGGGGGGGGGGGCGGCGGGGGGGCUG